AUGGCUAUGUACUACUAUGCAAGCAAAUUGUCAGCAGUAGCAUGUGGCACUCGUUGCCGGCAGGGAUUAACAAGACGGCAGCGCAAUCGUAGCGGUCGCCAUCAGGGCAAGAAGAAAGACGAUGAAGACUCCGACGACAGUAAGAAAGAUAAAAAGACCUUAUCCUCCGUGCUGUACGACAGUGCAGACGACACAAUCGUGAUAUCGGUUGAAUCAUCAGAGAAGCCAGAAGUGUGCUGCGAAAGCACACCCACAUUCACGCACACAGCGCUGGGCACGGGUGGAAUUAUGUACGGAAACGGCAAUAUCGUGUCCGGACCACUGGAAUCACUCAUCGAGCUGCUAAUGCCCGCCAAUGCCGCUGAGCUAGACCAGGAGUAUGCUUUUUCUUUUUUGCUUUCGAGUCGGUUUUUCAUCCGCACGCACGAGCUGCUGGGGAAGCUGCUGGAAACGAUUCCCGAUCCGGAACCGUUCGAUCGGCUGGUGCCUCUGUUGGCCCUGUGGACCAAGAUGUUCCCAUAUGACUUUCGUGACGAACGCAUGAUGAACCAUGUUAAACAUAUCGUAGCUAGAUGCGCCGACACCAAAUUAGCUGAAGUGGUGUCCGAACUACUGUGUGCCUUGUUAGCUCGUCUAACCGAACUUGAGAAACACGAAGAAGAACUCAAAAGCUAUCAAUCAACUGUUGACAAUAAGACUGAAUCCGUAAAGUGGCCAAACGCGUCACAGCUGGCUCAACUUCUGUGUCGGAUCGAACGGAACCUGGCAAAGCACGUAGGACCGGAGGAAUUCGUACAGUGCAGUGCCAGUUUGCUGAAGGAUCCGAACCGGGAAGACUUCACUCCGCGGCCGUUCGGUAACCACUUUCCUGUCGGCGGGGCCGCACUCGACGGCAAGAAAACAUGCAAUCUCGAGAGCUAUCUGGAGUGGUCCGCCAAACUUCGGCUGCUGGUGGCCAAUGAAAUAUUGAAGUGCCAAAACAUUCAGGACCGCAACGACAAGCUAGAGUUAUGGAGCGGUGCUGCCCAGUAUUGCCUCCUGGUGGGAAACUACAACAGCGCUACCGCCAUCCUGGAGUCACUGGAUAUACCGCCUAUUGCUAGAUUACAAAUCACGUGGAGCAAACUCUCAACAACGACCAGCCAACAAUUGGACUGCAUGCAGCGCCAUGCGGAAGGUUGUGGCAAUUUAUGGAGCAAACAGACGGAAGGAGACACCAGUGUAAAUAAAAAGCAAAGACCAGCGACGGCAGCGGCUACAUCGCCCCCAUCGUCUAUCUCGAGGUCAAAAACCAACGAGUGGGUUGUCGUUCCGGUAUUCGUAGACAUCGUGAAACUGUCGCUCAAAUCCCGGGAGGACUGCUGUGUUCGUCUCCCCAACGGGCACAUAAAUAUUGCUGCGUUCGACAGAUUGGCCGCAAUUGUCGGCGCCUUCACGAGGCACAUGUGCCAGGUCAAUCAAACACUGCCGGAGGUUGGAGAAUUUGCACAUCUUUGCCGUUAUAUGCAAUCAUGCCGACUAUUGAGCGAAACAGAACUAAUGCUAGCGUCAUUCGAGUGCGAGGAGCCUACGAUUGCCGAGAAGGAAUUGUACGACGUUUCAUAG
Messenger RNA from Sabethes cyaneus, 1605 nucleotides. Its product is annotated as ras-GEF domain-containing family member 1B. Gene Ontology annotation, molecular function: guanyl-nucleotide exchange factor activity. Bases 1 to 1605 code for a protein of 534 amino acids. Gene Ontology annotation, cellular component: plasma membrane. NCBI's taxonomy places the organism in Eukaryota, Metazoa, Arthropoda, Insecta, Diptera, Culicidae. The transcript is spliced from 10 exons. The record is from RefSeq and is a predicted model, not a curated record. Gene Ontology annotation, biological process: Ras protein signal transduction; positive regulation of GTPase activity.